Rhea pennata is the source of this 1452-nucleotide messenger RNA. RefSeq names its product RUNX family transcription factor 2 (gene RUNX2). Bases 16 to 1452 code for a protein of 478 amino acids. The transcript is spliced from 7 exons. The record is from RefSeq and is a predicted model, not a curated record. Gene Ontology annotation, molecular function: DNA-binding transcription factor activity, RNA polymerase II-specific; ATP binding; RNA polymerase II cis-regulatory region sequence-specific DNA binding. Gene Ontology annotation, biological process: chondrocyte differentiation; regulation of transcription by RNA polymerase II; regulation of cell differentiation. Gene Ontology annotation, cellular component: nucleus. Lineage: Eukaryota; Metazoa; Chordata; Aves; Rheiformes; Rheidae.
AACAAGAGAGGGACUAUGGCAUCAAACAGCCUCUUCAGUUCAGUGACACCAUGUCAGCAAAACUUCUUUUGGGAUCCCAGCACCAGCCGGAGGUUCAGCCCCCCCUCCAGCAGCCUGCAGCCCGGCAAGAUGAGCGAGGUCAGCCCGGUGGUAGUAGCCCAGCAGCAACAGCAGCAGCAGCAGCAACAGCAGCAGCAGCAGGAGGCGGCUGCGGCGGCCGCCGUGCCCCGGCUGCGCCCCCACGACAACCGCACCAUGGUGGAGAUCAUCGCUGACCACCCCGCCGAGCUGGUCCGCACCGACAGCCCCAACUUCCUGUGCUCCGUGCUGCCCUCGCACUGGCGCUGCAACAAGACCCUCCCGGUGGCCUUCAAGGUGGUGGCCUUAGGAGAGGUGCCCGACGGGACGGUGGUCACCGUGAUGGCCGGCAACGACGAGAACUACUCGGCGGAGCUGCGCAACGCCUCCGCCGUCAUGAAGAACCAGGUGGCGCGAUUCAACGACCUGCGGUUCGUGGGCAGGAGCGGCAGAGGGAAGAGCUUUACUUUGACAAUAACUGUCCUGACAAAUCCCCCCCAAGUCGCUACAUACCACAGAGCUAUAAAGGUUACAGUGGAUGGGCCAAGGGAGCCAAGAAGGCACAGACAGAAGCUUGAUGACUCUAAACCUAGUUUGUUCUCUGAACGCCUCAGUGAUUUAGGGCGCAUUCCUCAUCCCAGUAUGAGAGUAGGGGUCCCGACCCAGAGCCCACGGCCCUCUCUGAACUCUGCACCAAGUCCUUUUAAUCCACAAGGACAGAGUCAGAUUACAGACCCCAGGCAGGCGCAGUCAUCCCCUCCGUGGUCCUACGACCAGUCUUACCCAUCCUACUUGAGCCAGAUGACUUCACCAUCCAUUCAUUCCACAACUCCCCUGUCCUCCACUCGAGGCACGGGGCUGCCUGCCAUCACCGAUGUGCCCAGACGCCUCUCAGGUGCUUCAGAGCUGGGCCCAUUUUCAGAUCCCAGGCAGUUCACAAGCAUUUCAUCCCUCACUGAGAGCCGCUUCUCCAACCCACGAAUGCACUAUCCAGCUACCUUUACCUAUACACCGCCAGUCACCUCAGGCAUGUCACUGGGUAUGUCCGCAACCACUCACUACCACACCUACCUGCCACCGCCCUACCCCGGCUCUUCCCAAAACCAAAGUGGACCUUUCCAGACCAGCAGCACUCCAUAUCUCUACUAUGGCACUUCGUCGGGAUCAUACCAGUUCCCCAUGGUGCCGGGAGGGGACCGCUCCCCUUCCAGGAUGCUUCCUCCGUGCACCACCGCGGCCAACGGCAGCACGCUCUUAAACCCUAACUUGCCCAACCAGAGUGACGGGGUGGAGGCGGAUGGCAGCCACAGCAGCUCCCCAACCGUCUUGAAUUCUAGUGGCAGGAUGGAUGAGUCCGUUUGGAGGCCGUACUGA